AUGGAUAAAAGAGGUUCAGUUGAUCGAGUAAUGUUAACAAAUUUCUGUCGAAGUCUCACUAAUGAUCUUUCCAUUCUAUUAGAUGCAGCUGCAAUUGCUCAGUUAAAUCAAAUGCAUGAAGUUAUCCAAGGUUGGAUGCGUGAAUACAAUUUUGAUCCGCAAGAUCCAUCAGUAAAAGUUCUUCUUGCUGGUCCUCGACCAGCUCGUGAGAAUUGUAUACAGACUACUUACUUCGAACGUCUUCUUGGUGAUGAACGAAAACGAAAUAUUAUUUACAUAGAAGAACUAUAUGGAGAGGAAAAAAGCAAAUCGAUUUUUGCCAGAUGGUUUUUAGAUGAAGAACUAAGUGUUAGCUUUUAUAAUGACAAAGAUCGAAUGCAUCGUGAUUUAUUGACAAGUGAAUAUGUGAAGCAGCAGAUCAAUCAGCUAAUUCCUUCAUAG
Messenger RNA from Adineta steineri, 441 nucleotides. The record is from the annotation of a GenBank genome assembly. Lineage: Eukaryota; Metazoa; Rotifera; Eurotatoria; Adinetida; Adinetidae.